AUCUACUCGUUAGGUCGCAGCAUCUAUGGAGAUCGCUUUGCGGAUGAAAACUUCAAACUGAAGCAUUAUGGCGCUGGAUGGCUGUCCAUGGCCAAUGCUGGCAAGGAUACCAACGGGUCUCAAUUCUUUAUCACAGUUAAGCAAACACCUUGGCUCGAUGGUAGACAUGUCGUCUUUGGCAAGGUUAUCAAAGGAAUGGAUAUAGUGCGCAAGAUUGAGCAAACGAGCACCGACUCACGAGAUAAGCCACGCAAGGACAUAGUCAUCGCCGAUAGCGGCGCAGAGACAGUGACAGAACCAUUUAGUGUAUCUAAGGAUGAUGCCACUGAGUAAAUUUCAGCAUUCGCCAACAGCCUCAUUAUUCUUUAUUCCUUUAUUUCUUAUACAAAACGAUCUCUUGGGAACUACAUGGUUUUUGACAGCCUUGUUGGUUUUUCUAAAUGGAUGAGUGGCACUAAUGAUAAUCUG
This is a messenger RNA of Trachymyrmex septentrionalis, 468 nucleotides long. RefSeq names its product peptidyl-prolyl cis-trans isomerase B-like. The annotation marks the transcript as partial. The record is from RefSeq and is a predicted model, not a curated record. Gene Ontology annotation, molecular function: peptidyl-prolyl cis-trans isomerase activity. Lineage: Eukaryota; Metazoa; Arthropoda; Insecta; Hymenoptera; Formicidae. The transcript is spliced from 2 exons. Gene Ontology annotation, biological process: protein peptidyl-prolyl isomerization. Gene Ontology annotation, cellular component: intracellular membrane-bounded organelle.